Serpula lacrymans var. lacrymans S7.9 is the source of this 514-nucleotide messenger RNA. RefSeq names its product hydrophobin (gene slh16). Bases 65 to 400 code for a protein of 111 amino acids. The transcript has 3 exons. The record is from RefSeq and is a predicted model, not a curated record. Lineage: Eukaryota; Fungi; Basidiomycota; Agaricomycetes; Boletales; Serpulaceae. Gene Ontology annotation, molecular function: structural constituent of cell wall. Gene Ontology annotation, cellular component: fungal-type cell wall.
ACUCCCAUUUCCAUUCAUCAUCAGCUCCUCUGCUAUCUACCUCUAUCACUUCAGCAUAAUAAUCAUGUUCUCUCGCAUCUCCGCCGUCUCCUUCACCCUCUUGUUCGCUCUCCUUGCGGUCGCCACUCCUGACACCACCACCAAUCAGUGCAACACGGGUUCUAUCUCUUGCUGCCAAAGCACAAAAAGUGCAUCUGAUGCUGGAGUGAUCGAUAUGCUCACAGCUGUUGGUAUCUCCCUCAAGGGUGUCGUGGGCGACGUCGGUUUCCAAUGCUCUCCCAUCACUGGUGUUGGAGCUGGAGGCGGAAGUAGCUGCAACCAAGAGCCUGUUUGCUGCACAGACAACCACUUCGAUGGGUUGAUCAAUGUUGGAUGCUCGCCUAUCAACAUCAACCUUUAGAGAUGCAUGUUUGAGGUCUGACUAUAGAAUGUGGUGGGGACUGGGAUGUUAUGGUUCUACUUACCUUAGAAUACAUUCACAUGUUUGUUUGGUAAUUGAGAGUUGUUGAUUUCC